AUGGCUGAACAUCCUGUACAGGUUUUUGUAUAUGGUUUGCUUGUAUCCUGUGGGAUUUUUGGAAAUGCUCUGGUUAUCUGGAUUGCUGCUGACUCCACUCGGGAAAACCGUUACCUCAACUCCUCUGACCUCAUCCUGAUGAACAUUGCAGCUGCAAACCUGAUGCUUUCUCUGACCAGAAACACGUUGCUUCUGACAUUCGAUGCUGGACAAUCUGUUUUUUUCUCUGACCCGGGCUGCAGGUUGAUGAUGUUUAUCUGGACCUGGCUGAGGUCAGCAAGUAUCUGGGUCACCCUCAGUCUGAGCCUGUUCCACUUUAUUACAAUCAGAACAAGCCGGAGCAUGUUGGAAAGGUUGCAAGAGAGGAGGAAGGUUGUGAAUGCCCUGGUGAUAGAGUGGGCUUUGAGCUUGCUCUACUCAAGUUUCGCCCUGCCAUACUCAUCCAACUCCAAGAACAACACUACCAAUAAUUUAAUGGUGAUCAGUAGCACAAUCAGACCUUUACUUGGCUGUGUGUGGACAUUUCCGAAUGAAACUAGUGGUCUUGCAUACGCAAUGGUCUCUGUUGUAAUACACGAAAUAAUCCCCAUUGGUCUAAUGAUAUUUGCCAACACUGCCACCUUGUUAUUUCUCUACAAGCACUACAGGAAAACUCAGGAUGUCCAAUUCUCUAGUAGCCACAUCAAUUCUGAAUGGAAAGCCGCUAAGACCAUCCUAUAUCUCAUUUUACUGUUCAUUUUCUCUUGGGGAACCCAUGUAUUUUCAAUAAAUUAUUAUAAUUUUAGGGGUAGCCCUUCGACACGCUACAUGCUAGUUAUCGCCAGGUUCUCAGCCUCGGGAUUUGUGGGGUUCUACCCACUGGUGGUGGCAACUGGACACACCAAAUUAAGGAAGAAAAUAGGAUUUAUUCUGAAGUGUGGAUGGCUGACUCCGACACAACAUAAGUGA
Molecule: messenger RNA, 948 nt
Organism: Chiloscyllium plagiosum (whitespotted bambooshark)
Lineage: Eukaryota; Metazoa; Chordata; Chondrichthyes; Orectolobiformes; Hemiscylliidae
Source: RefSeq, a predicted model, not a curated record